GGUUUUAGCAAAAGUCGGCAGCCCGAGCGCGCGAGUCUUGCACGGCUCGACAGCGCACGCUACGGUUCGUCUGUGCUGUCCUACUUGAGCCAGGGCAGUCCUUUUGCGCUCCGCGCACAUUUGGCCUGUGCCGCACACACCAGCUGCCAAAGGCACGAAUAAAUGCAGUAGAACCGAUGGCGCAAGCACCAACACGUGUGGAUUCCUUCGCCGACGGCGGCACCCAGGGCGACACCGAGCCCGGCGCGCCCACCUCGCCGGGCCCCGGCCGGAGUUGGGCCGACGUCUUCGGCACGGCUGCGAAGCCGUCGUCGUCGUCGCCACCCAUGCCACCGAUGCCCUGGGAGGAGGCCGCCGCGGCGCCGGCGCCGUCCUGGACGGCACCCAUCGAGCGCUUCCUCGCGAGCGCCGCGGCGAGCCUUUCGGCCGCGACGCAACCGCCGCCGCCGCAUCCCAAACCUCGGCUGCCACGGUCCGUCGACUUUACGAGCGCACCCUCGCACUACACGACGCUGGGAGUCGCGCCGACGGCGCCCCAGGCGGAAAUUCGGGCGGCCUACCGGCGGCUCGCGCUCGAACACCAUCCGGACCGGCGCGGCGCACGAGGUGAAGAAAGGAUGGCCCGCGUCAACGCCGCCUACGCGGUCCUCGACUCGCCGCGCGCGCGGCGGUCGUACGACUACGACCUGCGGUUCGGGCGCUUCGACGGCGCGCGGCGGCGAGGCGCGGAGGCGGCGGACUGAUGUCCUCCGCAGUCGCGGAGGCGGCGGAUUGAUGUCUUCCGCAGUCGCCGGGCCAGUGCUUGGCGCCAGCGUGCGUUUUUGUGUGGUG
Molecule: messenger RNA, 831 nt
Organism: Pelagomonas calceolata
Lineage: Eukaryota; Pelagophyceae; Pelagomonadales; Pelagomonadaceae
Source: the annotation of a GenBank genome assembly